GCAGCAGCAAUGAUUACUCAUUUUCUGUUUAAUCUGGCGUGGACUCCGGAAGCUUCAGCUGUGGGAGUGGCUGCUCCCUAUUGGGCUCAGUGAUUUUCUAGGCAAGAGUCUCCAGGAUAUUAAAGCAGCUUCUGCUCCCUUGCUCAGUCAGCCUUGGACUGCUGAACACGGAGAACGGCAGGACAUCACUCAGUGAAACCAAAGACUGCUGAUAUGGCAGGGAAGCCAGUACUUCACUACUUCGAUGGACGGGGAAGGAUGGAGUCCACCCGAUGGCUCCUGGCUGCAGCUGGGAUAGAGUUUGAAGAGAAGUUUGUAACAUGUCCGGAAGAUUUGGAAAAGUUAAGAAAGGAUGGAGUUCUGAUGUUCCAGCAAGUGCCCAUGGUGGAGAUGGAUGGGAUGAAGCUGGUGCAGUCCAGAGCCAUUCUCAACUACAUCGCCAACAAAUACAACCUCUAUGGGAAAGACACGAAGGAGAGACUCCUGAUUGAUAUGUAUACAGAAGGCAUGGCAGAUUUAAAUGAAUUGAUCUCAUCUUUGAUAAUAACUCCUCCAGAUCAAAAGGAGAGCAAGAUGAAUUUGAUUAGAGACAGAACAAAGAAUCGUUACUUACCAGCCUUUGAAAAAGUGUUAAAGGGCCAUGGACAAGACUACCUUGUUGGCAACAAGCUGAGCAAGGCUGAUAUUCUCCUGACUGAACUUUUGUACAUGGUUGAAGAGUUUGACGCCAGUCUUUUGGCCAACUUCACCCUGCUGCAGGCUCUAAAAACCAGAAUCAGUAACCUGCCAAAUGUGAAGAAGUUUCUGCAGCCUGGUAGCCAGAGGAAGCCUCCAAUGACUGAAGAAAAGUUAGAAGAAGCAAGAAAGGUGUUCAAGUUUUAGUUAAACUGGCAUCGACCAAGCCCACACAUGUGAAACAUCUAAAUUUUGCAAUAAUAAAGUUCUUUGUCUAAAGGUU
Molecule: messenger RNA, 958 nt
Organism: Cavia porcellus (domestic guinea pig)
Lineage: Eukaryota; Metazoa; Chordata; Mammalia; Rodentia; Caviidae
Product: glutathione S-transferase A
Exons: 7
Coding region: 214-882 (222 amino acids)
Biological process (GO): glutathione metabolic process
Cellular component (GO): extracellular exosome; cytosol
Molecular function (GO): glutathione transferase activity
Source: RefSeq, a predicted model, not a curated record